Molecule: messenger RNA, 177 nt
Organism: Fusarium sp. VM40
Lineage: Eukaryota; Fungi; Ascomycota; Sordariomycetes; Hypocreales; Nectriaceae
Source: the annotation of a GenBank genome assembly
AUGCUCUCCUUCGUCAACUACACUCCUCGUACUCACCCUGAGCACAAGAACAAGGAGCACUGCCGGGUUCACUCUAACCCAUCCAAUAUUCCUCGCGAUGUCUCCAAAAACACUUCUACCGUAGACCCCAAGGCUGCAGUUCCACGAUCUGCUGCUCCACCUACGCCUGGAACUUAA